AUGCAGCAGCAGCAGCAGCCCCCGCACCGGCACGCCAAGACGGACUCGGAGGUGACGUCGAGCAUGGCGGCGUCGUCGCCGCCGCGGGCGGCCUACUACGUGCAGUCGCCGAGCCACGACGACGGCGACAACAAGACGGCCGCCUCCUCCUUCCACUCCUCCCCGGCCGCGUCCCCGCCGCGGUCGCUGGGCCGGGCCUCCAGGGACUCCUCCCGCUUCUCCGCAAGCGCCAAGAGCGCCGGCGCCGGUGCCAGCCCGGGGGGCGUCGCCGCCGUCCCCGGCGCCGGCGGCCGGCGGCGCAGCAGCCCGUGGAUGAAGGAGGCGGCCAUCGAGGAGGAGGGUCUGAUCGGCAUGGACGACGACGACGACGACCCGGGCGCCCACGGCGGCGGGCUCAGCGGGAUCCCCAAGCGGGUGCGCUACGCGCUCGGCUUCGUGGGGGCCUUCUUCGGGCUCUUCUUCUUCUUCGCGCUCAUCCUGUGGGGCGCCUCCCGCAACCAGCGGCCCGUCGUCACCCUGCGCGCCGUCACGUUCCACCGCUUCGUCGUGCAGGCCGGCACCGACGCGUCGCUCGUGCCCACCGAGAUGGCCUCGCUCAACGCCACCGUCCGCCUCGUCUUUCGCAACACCGGCACCUUCUUCGGCGUCCACGUCUCCGCCGACCCCGUCACGCUCUACUACACACAGCUCCAGCUCGCUUCCGGCAAUGUAAGCAAGCGCCUUUAA
This is a messenger RNA of Miscanthus lutarioriparius, 726 nucleotides long. NCBI's taxonomy places the organism in Eukaryota, Viridiplantae, Streptophyta, Magnoliopsida, Poales, Poaceae. The record is from the annotation of a GenBank genome assembly.